AUGGCCUUCGCGGCCUGCAGCAGCAAUACGACGGGCCGCAACCCCGCGACCACGGGAAGUGAGGAGCACUGCUUUGCGCUUGAGACAAUGUCGGAAGAUGGUCAGGGAUGGGUGCUGGACGAGCUGGGGCAGAAGUUAGUGGGCCUGAAGCACCGCACACCUCGCGUGGCUUGCCGUACGACGCAGCUCCUGUCGUACCGGGGGGACAUGUCCGAAGGAGACAAGUCCAUGAGGUGUAACCGACUGGAUCUGGAUCUGGGCUGGGAGGCCACCACCCCGGCCGCGGAGGGCAAGAUCUUCACGGGGCAGGCCAAAGUGACCAUGUGCAACAAGGACAACCACGAUGUGGUAGAUGUGGCCGUGUCCGUGGACCCCGCGUGUGUGGCAGCUCUUCCCGUGGGGGAGAGGGAGCGGGAGCGGGAGAAGAUGGUGGCGGAUGUGGUGUAUGCAGUGGAGUCUUUGGAUACGGCCAUCAUGGAACAGCUGAACGAUUUCCUCUGGUCUAUGGAGCAGCACAACGCGAGGAGUCCACAGGCACAGGAAGAAGACACUGUCGCGGAGGGCGCGGAGGGCGCGGACUGGGGACGAGCUUAG
Volvox carteri f. nagariensis is the source of this 594-nucleotide messenger RNA. RefSeq lists its product as uncharacterized. NCBI's taxonomy places the organism in Eukaryota, Viridiplantae, Chlorophyta, Chlorophyceae, Chlamydomonadales, Volvocaceae. Bases 1 to 594 code for a protein of 197 amino acids. The record is from RefSeq and is a predicted model, not a curated record. The transcript is spliced from 5 exons.